Molecule: messenger RNA, 1848 nt
Organism: Ambispora leptoticha
Lineage: Eukaryota; Fungi; Glomeromycota; Glomeromycetes; Archaeosporales; Ambisporaceae
Source: the annotation of a GenBank genome assembly
AUGGUAGCUGAAGAACCUCCAGUAGACGACCAGGAACUUUAUUCCUCCUGGGCAUUACUAAUACAGACGUCAUUGUUAGUUGGUGCUCUUUGGACAAGUUAUUACCUUCAAAUCAAAAAAAUUCGUGCAAUCCAUGAAACGGUAGUCUCAAUUUUUGCUGGAAUGUUUGUUGGUUUGAUCAUUCGAUUGUCACCCGGUUCAGUAAUCCAGAAAAUGGAUAACUUUUUCCGAAAUUUUGGGACAAUUCUGACUUUUGCGCUAGUCGGCACUUUUAUAUCGGCAUUGGUUACUGGGUUCCUCGUUGCUUUCCUAGGUCUCAUUGGUAUUGUAGCUCUCUCGUUUUUAGAUUCUAUGAUAUUCGGGGCUAUUUUGUCCGCUACGGAUCCUGUGACCGUGCUUGCAAUUUUUCAGACUUUCAAAGUCGAUCCAAAAUUAUACUCUGUUAUUUUCGGAGAAAGUAUUUUGAAUGAUGCGGUCGCGAUUUUACAUAAAUAUCCACCGAUAGAGUCUUGCAUGAUUGGUUUGAUUGCGUAUAACUCUUAUUUUCUUUCUAACGGCUUACAGAUGUCUGGCAUUGUGUCGCUAUUAUUUUGUGGCAUCACACUAAAACACUAUGCCUAUGAUAAUAUGUCAUUGAGAACUAAACGCACUACUAAAUACAUGUUUCGCGUGAUGGCUCAACUGUCCGAAAAUUUUAUAUUCAUUUAUUUGGGUUUGACGUUAUUUACAAUGAACCUAGAAUAUAAACCAGCUUUUAUUUUCUUCACUAUGAUUAUAAUUUGUGUAUCCAGAUAUUGUGCAGUAUUUCCACUCUCGAAUCUUAUUAAUGCUGUAGCUAGAUACAGAAAGCGUGCAGAGCAUCUUCCGCAUGCGCAUCAAGUCAUGUUAUUCUGGGCUGGUCUUCGUGGAGCUGUCGCAUUUGCGUUGUCAGCAGGCUUGGUUCAUGAAAUGCGUACCACGAUUUUGGUUGUGGUCGUGCUGAGUGUGAUUGUUUUUGGUGGAACUACUAGUAGAAUGCUCGAAAUCUUACGCAUUCGAACAGGAGUCGAAGAUGAAGAUAGCGGUGACAGUGAUUACGAAGAUUCUUCAUUAGGAGGAAACAAAUAUGAUGCUUUUGAAGAUGUAGGUCAUCAUCGACAUCUACGAAGUCGAGGGACUAAUGGAAAUACUACAUUCUACUUUAGUCAUUCACCGGAAAAUUCUUUAGGUUCUGAUGAUAGUAUAAUAUCAAUUGAAAAUAAUGGUCUCUUAACACAAUCAUCUUCGGCUGCAGCUAGAGCCAAAGCUGAUCAAGCACAUUGGUUUAUAUCAUUUGAUAAUCGAUUUUUGAAACCUUUGUUUUCACGUCACAAUUCUGAUCAGUCAUCACCUGCAAAGGAACAAUGGCGGCAUGAAAAUCUUAUUCGAAGAGGUGUAGUUGGUGGAGGUCUUCGUGUUCACCCUAGUAGCGGUUCAUCAUCAGAUAAUAGUAAAACGAUUUCAUCUGCAGCUGCAUUAAAUGAGAGGGAUGUAGGCGAUGGGGGAGGAAACAACGGAUCGGAACUUUUAAGUAUUGCUGGAACGAAGUUUGAAUUGCCACCAAUUGAUAGUGGUUCCAGUUUCCUGAAUAUCGCGGGUGUUGUUAGGAGCCGUAAUAAUAGUACGGAGAAUUUAUCACUUCGUUCAAUAACACCCGUCAAUACAAGUAACAGAAAUCUGGAAACAUCAACAUCAGCCGCACCACACCCUACCAAUCACGACAGCAAUAAUAGUAACAAUAACAACAGUAGCCGUAGCAAUAUUAAUCAUGAACGACAUGUUUCUGAUGAUGAUGAAAAACCUUUAUUGGAUCUUUCUUCUAAUUCUUGA